GAAAUCCGGGCGGGGCCGCGGGGGUCGCAGACGGCCGCGCUGGUGACGCCGGGCGGCGUGUGCGCUCUCCUCCCGUGCCGCCAUGGCAGCGCUGCCCGGUGCCGCGGCCCCGCGGCUGCUCCUCAUCCCUAGCAAAGCGGCCGAGGCUCCCGGCCCCGCGGCUGCCCGGCAUCUCUCCGUUGUCCUGCCGGCAGGAGCAGACCCCGACCUCCCGGGGAUGGAGACUCCGCAGCCGGCCCGCAAGCGGCAGCGGCUCACGCAUCUGAGCCCAGAGGAGAAGGCGCUGCGCAGGAAGCUGAAGAACCGCGUGGCGGCCCAGAGUGCCCGCGACAGGAAGAAGGCGCGGAUGACAGAGCUGGAGCAGCAGGUGGUGGAGCUGGAGGAGGAGAACAAGAAGCUGCUGCGGGAGAACCAGCUGUUGCGGGAAAGGACGUGUAACCUGGCGCGGGAGAACCAGGAGCUCCGCUGCCGCCUGGGUUUAGACGCUCUGAAGACGGAGGAGGAGUGCGAAGAGUUCCAGGUUGUGAAAGAAUCCCAGGUGGAUGAGAUUAGAUUGGUGACCGGGUCCGCUGAGUCCGCAGCACUCAGACUACGUGUUCCUCUGCAGCAGGUGCAGGCCCAGCAGUCACCACUUCUGAUACUUUCCACAUGGAUUCUGAUGGCAGUGACUCUUCAGACUCUGAGUCUGAUCUCCUAUUGGGCUUUCUGGAUGGUCUGGACCCAGAAAUGUUACUCAAAUAUGCUGAUUCAGAGUCAACGUGCUUGGAAAAGCUGGAGGAAGAGUUCUCUGGAGAAACAAAUUCCAUACCAACCACCCUGUCUCCCUCUUUGGGGUCCCCAUCAGCUAAGCUGGAAGCCAUUAAUGAACUCAUAAGGUUUGAUCACGUGUAUACAAAACCCCUGGUAGUGGAGAUUCCUGUUGAAGUGGGCAACCAAACCAAUAUGCUUGUGAAAAUUGAGGAAGAAAAUCUCCCUUCAUCUGACGGCAAGGCUAUCCCUGAGGUCACAGUGU
Molecule: messenger RNA, 1012 nt
Organism: Prinia subflava (tawny-flanked prinia)
Lineage: Eukaryota; Metazoa; Chordata; Aves; Passeriformes; Cisticolidae
Gene: XBP1
Product: X-box binding protein 1
Exons: 5
Coding region: 83-874 (263 amino acids)
Biological process (GO): regulation of DNA-templated transcription
Cellular component (GO): nucleus
Molecular function (GO): DNA-binding transcription factor activity, RNA polymerase II-specific; RNA polymerase II transcription regulatory region sequence-specific DNA binding
Source: RefSeq, a predicted model, not a curated record